Messenger RNA from Vitis vinifera (wine grape), 528 nucleotides. RefSeq names its product putative disease resistance RPP13-like protein 1. Bases 72 to 524 code for a protein of 150 amino acids. NCBI's taxonomy places the organism in Eukaryota, Viridiplantae, Streptophyta, Magnoliopsida, Vitales, Vitaceae. The transcript has 2 exons. The record is from RefSeq and is a predicted model, not a curated record.
ACAACAAUCUUACAAUCUGUGGAAACUUUCCCUUCUCCUAUCUCUUUUGCUCUCCCCCAUUUACUGAAAGUAUGUUUGUGGCUGAGGCAGUUGGAUCUUCCUUCCUUGGUGUGUUGAUUGACAAGUUGAUCGCCUUCCCCCUAUUAGAGUACGCUCGCCGGAAAAUAGUUGACAGAACACUCGAAGACUGGAGGAAGACGUUGACCCAUAUUGAAGCAGUGGUGGAUGAUGCUGAGAACAAGCAGAUCAGGGAGAAAGCAGUGAAAGUUUGGCUGGAUGACCUCAAAUCUUUGGCUUAUGACAUUGAAGAUGUGGUGGAUGAGUUUGAUACUAAAGCCAGGCAAAGGAGUUUGACAGAAGGCUCUCAAGCCAGCACAAGUAAGACGUUGAUACUAUCAGAGUGUAGAUAUCUUGUUGAUUUGCCAACAAAAAUGGGAAGACUAAUCAACUUACGUCAUCUCAAAAUCGAUGGGACUGAGCUAGAAAGGAUGCCAAGGGAAAUGAGUAGAAUGAAAAAUCUUUGAACUU